GAAAAAAAAAGAAAAGGAGAAAAGCAAGGACCCCCCUCCUCCCUGCUCUGCCCGGUCCCUUCCACACACACCGCACGCUCGCACACACACACCCCAUUGAUCAAUAUUUGGCUGUCUUGCUGCAACUUGCUGCAGUCUUUUAAAGGAGUAGUAGAGAGAGAGAGGGGGAGAGAGAAAAGGAAACUGACAGGAAGGGGUAAGGAGCUACACAUGUCACAUGUGCUUUCUAAGACGGCCAGAAGCAUCUGCAGGCUGGAUCUGGUGGAGGAUGCUGCGGCAGGUGAUACACAGAGGGCUCCAGUCAUUUUUCUACAAGCUGGGCUUAUUCGUGAGCAGGCAUCCGGUGUUUUUCCUCACUGUGCCCGCAGUCCUGACCAUCAUCUUCGGCUUCAGCCUGCUCAACCGCUUCCAGCCUGACACUGACCUGGAGAGCCUGGUAGCCCCCAGCCACAGCCUGGCCAAGAUCGAGAGGAGCUUAGCCAGCAGCCUGUUCUCCCUCGAUCAAUCCAAAAGCCAGCUGUAUUCGGACUUGCACACCCCGGGGAGGUAUGGCAGGGUGAUUCUCCUCUCCAAACCCGGAGGCAAUAUUUUGCAUCAGGCUGAUGUGAUCCUGCAGAUCCACCGAGCCGUGCUGGAAAUGAAGGUGAACUACAAAGGCUAUAAUUAUACUUUUUCCCAUCUGUGUGUGUUGAGAAAUCAGGAUAAGAAAUGCGUGCUGGAUGAUAUUAUUUCAGUGCUAGAGGAUCUGAGGCAGGCUGCCCUCUCCAAUAAGACAACAGCCAGGGUGCAAGUGAGCUAUCCCAACACUAAAUUAAAGGAUGGAAGGAGCAGUUUUAUUGGCCACCAGCUUGGAGGGGUCAUGGAAGUGCCCAACAGCAAGGACCAGAGAGUCAAAUCAGCCAGAGCCAUCCAAAUCACUUACUACCUCCAAACGUAUGGCUCUGUCACCCAGGACCUCAUUGGGGAGAAGUGGGAGAGUGAAUUCUGUAAACUGAUGCACAAGAUGCAGCUGGAUCACCAAGAUCUGCAGCUCUACUCGCUGGCGUCCUUCAGCCUCUGGAAGGACUUCCACCAGACCAGUCUCUUGGCCAGGGGCAAGAUUUUGGUGAGCCUGAUGCUGAUCCUCCUGACUGCUACCCUCUCGAGCUCCAUGAAGGACUGCCUGCGUAGCAAACCUUUCCUGGGACUCUUGGGAGUACUCACUAUCUGUAUUUCCAGUGUCACUGCGGCAGGGAUAUUUUUCAUUACUGAUGGAAAAUAUAAUUCUACUCUGUUGGGAAUCCCUUUCUUCGCUAUGGGUCAUGGAACCAAAGGAGUAUUUGAACUUCUUUCAGGAUGGCGUCGAACAAGAGAGAAUCUUCCAUUCAAAGACAGAGUAGCAGAUGCCUACUCAGAUGUCAUGGUGUCCUAUACAAUGACAAGCUCCUUGUAUUUCAUAGCCUUUGGCAUGGGCGCAAGCCCUUUCACUAACAUUGAAGCUGUAAAAGUCUUUUGCCAGAACAUGUGUGUCUCCAUCCUGUUGAACUACUUCUAUAUCUUCUCAUUCUUUGGCUCCUGCCUGGUCUUUGCUGGCCAGUUGGAGCAGAACCGUUAUCACAGCAUCUUCUGCUGUAAAAUCCCUUCAGCAGAGUACCUGGACCGAAAGCCUGUGUGGUUUCAGACCAUGAUGAAUGAUGGCCAUCAACAUUCUUCUCAUCAUGAGACCAACCCGUACCAGCAUCACUUUAUCCAGCAUUUCCUCCGGGAGCAUUAUAAUGAGUGGAUUACCAACAUCUACGUCAAGCCUUUUGUGGUGAUACUGUAUCUCAUCUAUGCCUCUUUCUCCUUUAUGGGGUGCUUACAGAUUAAUGAUGGAGCCAACAUUAUUAACCUUCUUGCCAGUGAGUCUCCAAGCGUCUCCUACGCCCUCAUUCAGCAAAAGUACUUCAGCAACUACAGCCCGGUGAUAGGAUUCUAUAUUUAUGAACCUCUGGAGUACUGGAAUGGCACUGUGCAAGAAGAUCUAAAAACACUGAGCCAAGGGUUCAACACAGUGUCCUGGAUCGAGCAGUAUUACCAGUUCCUUCGAGUGGGUAACAUCAGUGCAACUAACAAAAGUGACUUUAUCAGUAUCCUCCAGAGCUCCUUUUUAAAAAAGCCAGAAUUCCAGCACUUCAAAAAUGACAUCAUAUUCUCUAAAGCUGGAGAUGAGAACAACAUAAUAGCUUCUCGCUUGUACCUGGUGGCCAGGACUAGUGAAAACACACAGAGGGAGGCAGUGGAAUUACUGGAGAAACUGAGACCACUCUCUCUUAUACAGAGCAUCAAGUUCAUAGUGUUCAAUCCCACCUUUGUUUUCAUGGACCACUAUGGUUUAUCAGUAACUAUGCCUGUCCUGAUUUCUGGUUUUGGCAUCCUGCUGGUGUUAAUACUGACCUUUUUCCUGGUUAUCCAUCCUCUGGGAAACUUCUGGUUAAUUCUCAGCGUCACCUCAAUAGAGCUGGGCGUCCUUGGCUUGAUGACCUUGUGGAAUGUAGACAUGGAUUGCAUUUCUAUACUGUGCCUUAUCUACACCUUGAAUUUUGCCAUAGAUCACUGUGCACCCCUGCUUUAUACAUUUGUACUAGCUACCGAGCACACCCGAACUCAAUGUAUAAAGAACUCCCUCCAAGAGCAUGGGACAGCCAUUUUGCAGAACGUUUCUUCCUUUCUUAUUGGGUUGGUCCCCCUUCUCUUUGUGCCUUCAAACUUGACCUUCACACUGUUCAAAUGCUUGCUGCUUGCCGGCAGUUGCACACUUCUGCACUGUUUUGUUAUUUUGCCCGUCUUUCUAACCUUUUUCCCACCUUCCAAAAAGCACCACAAAAAAAAGAAACGAGCCAAAAGGAAGGAACGAGAAGAGAUUGAAUGCAUAGAGAUUCAGGAGAAUCCUGAUCACGUGACAGCAGUCUGAAAGGCUCAGAACAAGAAAAAAAAAGAUAAUAUUUUCUCUUUUUAAAAAAGCGUUGCACAGAGAUGCAGGGAAAAUAGAGCAAAGAUCUCAGCUGCUUGUGCUGGCCAGGUCUGACAAGGCAAAGAAGAUCAAGAAGGGGUAUUCAUGACACAUCAAGGUGCAAACUUUUUUUAACAAAGAAUAAUGAAAGCGAAAACAGCCACAGAUAUUUACUUUGAAUUCUCAUUCUCCACCAGGGAAGAGUUUAUUGGCCAUUAAAUGUUCCUGAAUAUCAAACUGUAGCUCUAAUGGGAAUUACUUGGUCUGUCAUAUUUAAGGCUGAAGCAAAGGUGGGAAAAAAAAUUACCUUUAAGUAAACAGUAGGGGAAAAAGAGAAUGCUUUGAUAAAAUUGGCCAGAGCAAAACAGAACGUAACAAAACAAAGCAAAACAAAGUGAGAAAUGGGAACAAAUCCUAAAAAUGCUGUGGUAUUUUUCCUUGUUUUCUUGAGCAAGUUGUUUAAGAUAAAACCUAUGCACUUGGGAAGUAGGUGUUUGAAUCAGCCUAAGCCAAAGUACUUCCCAAUUUCAGUAUGCCGUGUGUAUCUAUAGCACCACAGCUACAGUUAAUGUGAAUUUAGAUGGCAAAGCUGUACUGCCAAGGGAGAAAAAUCCUGUUCAUAUAGGGGAAGAAAUUGCAAUAGGUCAUUUGGAAAUGUAACGUAUAGUCUCUUUAAAAGUGACAGAUGACAUUUAUCCCACGAGGCCACAGCUGGUAGUUAUCUCCAUACCUACACUCUGGCAUUUCUGAAUUGCAAAAUUCCCCUUGAAUUAACAGAUGCCACGAAACCAACCCAGGCCAUUACCACUGCAGCAAUGCUUGCGGUUCCUGCAGUGUAACACUUCUGAAUCCUCAUUUAUCAGUGUCGACAUGAAAUACUGAAUAUUAAUCAAGCUGGUGCUUUAAAUGUAAUGAUGGAUUGCAUAUCACAGACAUAAUGUGAUUGUGUUACAGCUGAGUCAGCUCUGGAGCACCCGCACAGUACUAUUAUUAUGUAAUUGGUCCAACAGACAAAGGGAUAUGUUUGCUGAUCCCUGCUAUGUGCUGCAGGAAGUGGGAUUUUCCCCUUCUUUGAGCAAAAUGUCAGUCAAACAUUUGCUACGUUAAAUCAACAAAUAACAACGGUUACAAAAAAACCUUUUAGGGUUUGCAUGGGACUGAAGGAACUCCCAGUUGCAAAAAGACAGAUCAGUCCCACAAGGGAAGGGGAGGGAAGGGAGGAAUGUCUAUACUAUUAUUCCUAAAUAUUUGAGUGCUGAUUGUCUGCAAUACAAAGCUUUGUUCUGGCAGUAGAAAUCUCACAAAAGAAUGUGGUAAAUCCUCAGUUACUACAUGAUGAUGGAAACUGUACUGUAAAGAAUGAUGAAUGAUGAAUGACUUUCUCUGCUUUGUAAGCUACACAGUUUAGUAACCCAAGAGAAGGGAUGAAAACUAAUCUAGCCAUUUCAGUUUGCUCUCGGCCCAGUCCUCCACUGGAGCUUGCCAUGUCCAUCUUCCCUUCCAGUAUUUUAAAAGGGCUUGCUUUCUACUCUCUGGAAUAUGGUACAGCAUCACCUACAUGAGCAGCGUCUUCCUAAAUAUAUAGUAUCCGUGAGGACACUAUGUAAAGAUAUCACUAUAUAGAGUGUUUAUGACUACUUUGUAUUACCUGUGGGUACAUUUAAAGAUGUCUGGAAGCUAUUCGCCUUCCACAAUGUGUACACGUGUUUGUUUGUGGAUGGUUCACUGAGUUGCAGAGUCUGCUGAUGAGGGUUUGUACAUACCGUUCACUAAAAAUCUCUGCAAGUUGAUUCUUUGUUCUGUGGCAUCUCCCACCUCUUUCUACUGUUUUGUGGUUGGGGAGAUCCAGAGGAAAUUCACCUGCAGCACAAAAAGCCAUUGCAGAUGUAAUGCUCAUCAGCUGCUUCUAAGAUAUGCAGUUUUUCCUCUUCUUUGUCUUUUCUGUAUUUUGCCAUUACCAUUUGCCAAAAAAAAAUGACCUCUGUGUUAUAAGAGUGGUCAAAGUUCUUGAUUGUUCAAGGGACUUUUUGUGUGCAUCAAGUUUUAGAGAAAGAUAUGUUUUCUAGACUGGUAAAACUUCCUAAGUUUGAAUCCAGAUCUAAACUUCAGGUGUAACUAGGUCAACGUUAUUGCUUUGACACAAGACAUUGAAAGAGUCAGCUGCAAAACUAAGAUCUAGAUAGUUCAGUAGAUUUAGGAGCAGGGGAUGUUUUAAUGUUGAGAUAUGGCUCACAUGUGUCCCUUGUUGGGAAGUAUUUACUGACUUUGAUCUGCAUCUCAAAGACAUUGUGCAAUAUCCGUCCUUUCUGGGUUCUGAAUAUCAAGUUUUCUGUAGCUCUUCUAAGGUUUCCUCCACUAUCCAUCCAAAACCUGACAAUUGUAGCACAACUGUGAGCCCUGGGUAUCACUUCUGGAGAUGUUCUUUUUCUCACCUGCCCCAUACAUAACAAUGGCCUUUUCUGGUACCAUACAGAUGUAUCCCAAGGAUCUCUGUCAUGUAUUGUAUUGAAGGAAGUAGCAUUUUCCAAAGCCAUCAAAGCAGGGAUUCAUCUCAUCUAACUUUGGAUGCUGACAAUGAAGAUGAUAUUAUUAUCUGAGCUUCUUUUGUGGUCAUAAUAGAGUGACAGGCAGCUCUGACCCAUUUUACAGCUGUGCAUGAAUCACACCUCUAAAAUGCCUGUUUCUACCCAUUGGUGAUAAAGGAAGCUCAGGGUGUUUAGUUCAGGCACAUCAGCAAUGCCAGCUCAUCCAAGUUUGGUGAGAUUAACCCCACUUAAAGUGUUCAAAUACCAAGUGAAAGAGAACAGAAAAAGGCCUUACAGUCUUGCCUCCCAAGCGUCUAUUUUAAGGAUAAUUCCCUGGUGUAACUCAGCUCAAAGCGUGUGACUGGAUAUGAGGCCUUUAUGCAGAACAGAGCUUAUAAAUUUGUUGCUGGAAUUCCCCUGGUAGGGACUGGUGAGCCAAGGAAUCAGCUGUCAGUGCUGAUGGCAUGCUCAAAUGUGGUGGUCUCAAUAUCAAGCUUGUGCAGUAGCGCUUGUAUACAACAGACACAAAAUAUGCAGAAUACACUCUUUAGAAAGGAGAUUUUGAUUCUGAAGGUAAUGCAGGAGUGCAGUGCAAAACAAACCACACCUUUCACUGAUGCCAUUUUGUUACUUUAUUUAUCAGUCCUUUUGCAGGAAAGAACAUUGCCACUGCUACUUCUGCAGAUAUAUCAGUCCCUAUGGACCCAGAAAAACUUCUCAAGAGAAAAAAAAGAGAUCAUUUUCUUCUGUAAUUCAGUCAUAUGGGAACAGUUUUGGGGCAGAGAGACCAUACUUAUUAAUGUCUUCCCAUUCUUUUUAUUCUUCUUUCAAUGUUUUUGAAUAAUUUCUAUCCUCAUCUGCACCCACAUAGCACCUGUUUACUGAACUGGAGCUGCAUAAGCAACUGUGAAGACAGGACACGGUGCACAUACCCAAACAGGCUGACACUCUGAUCCAAGCUAGGUAUUGAAUCUUCAUUAUAAACUUCUUACCAGUUACAGUAGGUCCCCUGGGAUAUUGCACAUAUUCCAUUAAUGUCUGUUUCUAGACACAGUCUAAAUAAGCUGGUAAGGACCCUGUGUGUGUUUUCCUACUUGGUUUGAUUUCAUUCCCUUGAUACUGUCUAAAUUCAUUGUUGAGACAACUCUGCUGAAGUCAACAGAUUUAUUGCCACUAUAUCACGAUAUAUUUGGCUUUGCAUGCUUUAUAGCCAGUGAGAAAUGAAACCACAACAAAUGGACCUCUUCAUUGUUGAUAUGCUUGUGGAAUAUAUCUGCCUGCACUGUACAGCCACUGUUGCAUGCUGCAUUCAGGAAGCUGAAGUGGAGGUGUCCUGUGUAAUUUUUUCCAUUACACUUUUCCAUGCAAGUAGUUCUAACUGUAACUAAUUUACUCCUCUGUCUUUUUUGUAAGAGUGAGGACUUCACCUCUGUAGUCCAGGGGUGUCCAACUUCAAGGAAGUUUCAUAGAUCUAUUGCCUAACAAAGCAACAUAUUUUUAUGAUCAGGAUAGGAAUAUGUGCAUGGCACCUUGCAUGUAUAAUUUAAAGAGACUGUCUUCUAGACAGUCAUUCUCAGCUUUUUAUUUCAGAAGAUUCCUAAGUGGGAUGGAUGUAACUUGCCAUGCUAAUAUAUUUCUGAGAUAACUUAAGCAACUUUAGGUUCAAAUUUUUCUUCAGUGAGAUGGAAAGAUUGGGGGAAAAGAAAUGUGAAGGAAAAUAAUUGUAUAAUCAGUGUUCCCCUUUUCCCCAGAAGGCUCUUACUUUUCUGCUCUUAAUUAAGUCACACUGAGUACUGACUCUAGCUUAAUUAAGAUUUAUUGCAAUGGAAUUAUUCCAUAUUUCACUAUGACAACAGCUUGGCUUAUUGUCUUUAUGGAAGCACCAUGCUAAGUCUCCUUGAUUAUUAUUUUUUUGCAAUUAUAAACUUUAAUAAGUUCUUUUUCAUUGCAACACUAGGUAUUUGAGUACCUCAAGCUCUCAUUAGAGAAUGUAUUAGGAAACACUAAGAGAAAGCAAAGUUAAGCAACAAGUGAUGCGUUGAUGUUAUGGAGAAGGGGUUCUUAAUAAAGGGGCAGUGUAUCCUCCACAAAGGCUCAAUAUAGGAUGAUGUUCAGGCUGUCUCAGAAGUAUGUUCUAUGAUGGAAAUUUCCAGAUUAAAGAGAAAUGGAAACUAAGUGGGACAACUUGUAUGGAGGAUGAAGUAAUCAAGCAAUAAGCAGGGUUUUGAUUCUGUCAGUACCAUCUUACUCAGGCAAGGAGUCAUUGAAACAGGAAUGGAGACUGAAUAUGGAAAGAAGCUCAUCCAUCACCCAGAAUGCUUCUUUGCAUCAUAGUCUUACAUAAAAGAACAUCACAAACCAAGCGAGUGAAAAUUGCCCACCUCAGUAUGGGUCGCUCCAUAACCUGUUCUCCUCUUGGAGCAAGGAAGGGAUCCCAUCAUGGGUUUCACACACCCGUGGGAAGGAAAUUCAGAGUUUCAGUGGUGUGCUAUGAGAGAUCCCCACUUCUUCUGCCACAGUCCCACACAUCAUCCCAGCUGCCUGACACUGGAGAAGUGCAACUUCUGACCGUACUAGUCAGGUAGAAGUAAGAUUUUGGCAAGAUAUCCCUCAUAAUCCACAAGGCUUUCUUCUUUCUACCUCCUUCACUGCUUACAAAGGAUCCAUUGUGGUACUCAGAUGUUCAUCUGUGGCAGUGUGUAAUGUUGCUCCUUAACCAUGGGUUGAUGUAGGCUGUGUGUUUCCAGGCUAAACACAGGGAUCUGAUCUCCUUGCCCAGACCAGCAGCAAAAUCCUGCUGAAAAAAGGGAAGAUGUCAGUUUUGAACUCCAUCGUUCCUUGCUUUCUGCCUCCCCUCAGCCAUACCAACACACUCACCCUACUCUCAUUUCCCUCGUGCUUCCUCAUUAAAGAAAGUUUCUCCUCCUUGCUCCCUCAGGCUAUCUUCCCUUCGCAGCUCAACUUACUUUAAUCAUCUGUGUACACUCUUAACCUCUUCAAAAUUUUUCUUUUUAAUUUUUAUUUUUUUAAAAACUCUGAGCACUCAACCCUAUUGAAAUAACUGGAGGAUGCUUGGAUGCAUCAAAGGUUUUGGUACAGGGUUGGGUACAGAGCUAGUUAAUUGAUAACGGUACCCAAAUAGCUCAAAACAUUCUUGAAACAGAAUGUUGUCUAUAAGAAAGCUCAGAAAAUGUUUAAGCUUAAUUUUUCAUUUUUCUGCAAUUUUUAUCUCACAAACUUCUACUCUUUGUAUUCUUUUUACUGUAGGCAUUUUUUUUCAGCACUCCUUUAUCUUAAAGGCCUAGCUUUACUUUGGUUCUGUCUCAGAAACAGAACUUAAUGGAUAUUUGUUCAUGCCCUGAAAAAGGAAAUACUGUCCCUGCUAGGAGCAUUUUGUGCCAAGUUUCUGCUCAGAGCACAUUUUCCAGGUUGAAUUAUAGAAGGCUCUGGAAGCAAGUCUUUCUAGUGGAAAUGCUGAUACAGCCCUACUAGAAAAAAUUAAUGGCACUUCAACAGUAUACUGCUUAACUUCAGCCCCAGUGCACCAUCCUGCUGGGUACUGCAGGCAGUGCUUCCAACACAGAUUGAUAACGGUGUCACCAUUACCUGCAACGCCAGCACUUGGGCUGUACCAGCUGCACGGUUCUCCUCGGCACACAUCCGAUUCUGCAGCAUUCAUGUACUAAAAUCCUGAAGGCAUUAGCACAGCUUCUGCUGGAGAAGGAUAAUUCCAGGAGAAGGCAGUGUGGCAGCCCUGCUUCUGGCAGCAGAGAGGUUGGCAUGUUGCCAUUCAGAGAUGUGUGUGCACAGAAUCAUAGAACCAUAGAAUCAUAGAAUUGUAGAAUUAUAGAAUUGUAGAAUCAUAGAAUGGCCUGGGUUGCAAAGGCCCACAGUGCUCAUCCAGUCCCAAUGCCCUGCUAUGUGCAGGGUCGCCAACCAGCAGCCUGAGCUCAGUCCCUUAACUCAGGUGGUGCCAGGCUAUGGCAUGACACAGGAAUUCAACUUCAAGCCCAUCCAGCCUCCAGGAAAGUCUGACCUGGAAAGCUGGCAGUUCCCAGCUAUGCUCUGGGUGCUGUCAUGUCCCACAGCCCGCUACCACCAGACUGUCUGUUUGCAGUUACCUAUUUUACAGAUCAUAGGACAGUCCAGCAGCAUUGACACUGGCGGACACUGACAUGCCAGCCUCCACCGGGGUCCAAGAGGCACCCCCUGCCAAUGCUUGGUGUGAUAGCAAAGCUAGAGCUUUAGAGCAGGAUGCUGCCUAUACAACACUGGAGUUUUAUUUCUGGAGAUCUUAAUCUGGCAGAGCACUCAGAUAAAUGGCUUCGUUUAAUCACAUUCUUAAGUCUCGUGGACUGGGUCAUUUUUGGAGUUGAGCAUGUGUUUAAGUACCGAGCUAAAUAAGGAGGCUCUUAUCUCUGCUUCAAUUUAAAUAUGAGCCGAGUAGAAAAAAGGGGCCUUAAAAGAAAAGGCCUUUCUUCCAUAACUUACUAAAUCCUACAAUUACAGUAGCAAUUUCACAAUAUAUAGGAAGACUAUGCCAAGAACAUCUAUUUUUCAGGGUUUCAGUUUCCCUGAUGUGAGACAACUCAGGGACAUUUUAGUGAUUUGUUACAGUCAUAAAAGACAGGCAAGAACAAAGACUUGCUGAGCACUUUCCUUGGAAAAAAUAGGAAGGUAUUUGACUCGGAAUGAGAAUACGGUAUUUUAUGAUGUUAGAGCUCAUUUCUAAAAGGAAAAAAAAUAAUGAAAGUUUCAUUUAAUGUCAUUCAUUAUUUCUUUCAAGUGAUAUUCUGGAGAAGUGCCGGAUGAGCCUCUAUUACAGAUCAGAGAGGAACUGCUUGAUGAAGCUGAAGCCAGCUUUGCCAGUAAAAAGAAAGCCUGGCUUUGUGCCCAGCGUAGAACUUGUCAUGGCAUCACCUGUUGCUUUUUAAUUCAACUAAAUGUAAGUGGUGACAUGAAUGGAACAGAAGCAGAGACUUUUACAAGUCCUUGGGCUGCAUAGGGCGAGGGAUGGCUCUGUACACCCGGAAGACAGACUAGGUACCCAUUCCUGCAAAAGCAGAUAAUUCUGCCAAGCCAGAAACACUGGGAAUAGCCCCUCCGGCUUCAGUAAAGUCGUCAGGAUCUAUAAGGACAUUCAUGUAAGCCUUUUACAGGCUGAGGACAGAGACAAGGAGAUAUUCUUCUCUUAAAAGUGUAUUUCUCUACAUUGGUCAAGUGGUUCAGUGUAACUACGUUGUUCUUUAAGAAGUAAAAAGCUUUUAAAAACCCGUGCCCUAAAAUAUCAAGCUCAGUAGUGACAUAGGCACCACGAGUGCAUAAGAGUCCAAUGACAAACAGUAACUUUUCAGGACAUGAGUCUUUCCCUGAGAUGUCUGCAGCCAACCUGCUGGGGAAGGGUCCAACCACACCAAAGGGAAAUAGUGGAAUACAUCCGUCCAAGCUCAGACACACUCAGAACAGACAGCAAGUCCUCCCCUCCUGGCUGUUAGGGUCAGAAGUGGGCACUGCAGGCGUCCUUUAUCAGGAGGCCAUGUGGGCAUCCAGCAGCAGCCCUGGGUGGGUGGUGGGUAUCUGUGCAGAACACAUCCGUUAUGGUGCCAGGUUCAUCCCUGCGUUCAUAGGAACUGCAGUGAAGAUGCUGAUAAAGCCUUCUCAGAUGAUGGGUAAGGAUGAGUUUGAGUGUUGUCUGUGCCUGGGGAAGGGCAUCUUUACCAGGUGAUGGGGGCUCUGGGAUGGGAGCUGGGUGGACAGAACAUGGCAAGUCAAUGGUUGUGAGCAGCGAGGUGUCACUGCAGGGCGAGGGAUGCCAAAUGGGCUGAAUUAGGCAAGAGCUGCAGGGGCAGAUGAAGGGCAUUUCUUCCAAAUGUUAUUUAUGUCCAUUUACACUCUAAUUAAAUGUAAUGUUUGUUCUUUCUUUAAGCCCACGGUGAUCUGCUUUUCCAUCUCCAUUUAAGUUAUAGAAUUUGCUUAACCUUUCCUUGUAUGAAUUUAGCAUUAGGUGUUUAAUUACUGAAAUUUCUCAGGUGUGGGCAACUUUACUAUGCUACGAAUAAACACCGUGAGUCAAUAUUGUUUUUUCCUCCCUCAUAAAGCUCCCUGGUUGCUGAAAACUGUUAAUAUUUUUCAAGAUUAUACCAUGAGCAUAUUUGUAUAACAGACUUUUACUGAGCUUGAUACUCUAUACCAAAUACUUAUGUCUUUGAAAGAAUUUAUUGAAUUCUUCAAUAAAAUAUAUUCCUCUUUAAUAUUAGAAUUUUCCCUUUCUUUAAUGGGAAGAUAUUCAGUAUUAAUUCACAUCACAGGACCAGUUUGUCAAGAAACCUCUUUCCUCACAUUUAGUCUUAAAUGCAAAGGGUGAUUUUUGUAAGGUUAGAGCGUGGGCAGAGCCAGCAACUGAAACCUCACAAGGAGCACUGGGCAUCUUAGAGACUGGGAAGUGUGGGUGAUGGGAUUGGCAGCCCUGAGCUGGCAUAUGGGCCCUCACACACCAUGGCAGAUAAGCCAUUUACAGCUGCCCUGAAGCCAUUCUGGAUGUUUCCCAGAACUGAAUAGGUAAUUGCCUCCAUAGGACAUGACCCAGUUCCUCCAAUCCCAGCUGCUCAUGCCAACAUCUCCUUUCUCGACAAGUUCUCUCUGAGCCUUCACUUCUCCCUUCCACUACUCUGGAGUAUUCAGCCUCUUUAGCAUUAAAGGCAGCACUGGGGCACUGCCUUCUCAGUUUUCCUCUGAUCAGCCCUGGGAAGCUGAGGGAACCCGACCCCGUAGUGAACAACAUUGUCCAUCUGCCCCUGCCCCUGUGCUGUCACUUCUCUUGUUUUGAUAAUAACGGAUAGUAAUAGUUGGAGAGGGCACACGACCCAGAACACAGACCGGUCCUUCCUCAUCAGGCUGCUUUCUGCAGGUACGCAGGAUGGCUAGAAUGGCUUGGGUUGGAUGGAAUCUUAAAGAUAGCUAUUCCCACCUCUCCUUCUAUGGGCACUUCUUUCCCAUUCAAUUUCCAUUUCCCCAGGUAACUCUUCCAUCCCAGUGGUCCCAGGAGCCAUCAAAGAGUGGCACUGCUGGAGAACCACCUCUGCUGCUGCUGCGGUGUCACUCACCGUGAUGAAAGAAAAGCAGCAAGUUCCCAUUUCCUGAUAUGAAGUGUUAACUUUUGGGUCUUAUGGUCAUCAAAUGCUGUAGAACCCUGGAUAAUACUGAGUGAAAGAAACACACACUAGUAAUACUACACUGAGGUUCUUCAGUUGAAUUGCAAGUCAUGAAAUACUGUUUGUUGCCAAAAUUCUACAGCAUGUGCUGCAAUUGGCUGGUUGGACUGCAGCAAUUUGCUGUGCUUCUGUCUGGAAAUUCAGGAACUGCACCCUCUGCUCACAGCCUACACAACAGACCCGCCGCAGCAGCAGUAUAUCUGCGUGCGCCUCAGGUCAAGCAUGCUCCUGUUAAUCAAUUGCAGAUGUUCCCCAUUCUUGGAUAUCAAGCAGCUUAUCAGAGAGGUUCCUGAAUGCACAGCCAAGAAUCCCAGCUGAUGUCAGUCCUCCUGCACAGUAUAACAGCAAAUGCAGCUCGCCUGUUCACCUAUUGAUGGCUGUGUCCUCAGGUUUUGCUCUCUGUCUUCUGUGUGCUGUAUCACGGUUUAACCAGCUCAUUUAGUAGCAUUGCUGUAAGUCAUUCUUUCCAUUUUCUGCUUUUAUUUAAGUGUUUUGAUAUAAGCUACACAAUGUUCUCCAUUUCUCCGUUCUUCUUAUUUUAUUGGACAUCUCUGAAGGUGAAACAAAGAGAGAUAAUUUUCCUUUAUGGUUUCAGGGCUAUUCACACCACCUUCCUUGGGACUGUGUGUUCACAACAGCCAGUGGGAUGUAGCAGAGCUGCUGCUGGCCCAGGAGCUGCAGCUUUCCAUGAAACCAGCAGAUCCAGCCUCACCUUGUCUGUCUCCAGGGACAGGGGCAAAACCACAACACUAGGGAACCUGUUCCAGUGCCUCACCACCCUCACCGGAAAAGAUUUUUUCAUUGUAGCCAACCUAAAUCUCCCCUCUUCGAACUUGAAGCCAUUUCCCCUUCUUCUGCCAGACCCUGCUAAGGAGCCUGUCCCCUUCUUCCCUAUGGAUCCCCUUUGUCUUGCAGGGACAGAGUUGCAGAUUGUGCAGACUUACCUCAGUCUGCACAAACCAAACACCUCUGAGAAGCUGGGGAAGUGCCCAAACUCUCUGUCAUCCCUUUUAUCUGUGUUAUUGUUGUUCAAACCAGUUUAAUCCUCUGCUCCCACACACUGCAGCACUUGCACUGCAGUACAGUGCCAGCAGGGCAGGGCGGUGCUCCCGCAGUCUGGAUGCAAAGGGGUUGCUGUGGUCUUCUCUUCAUCAAGCCAUGAGAUGUGCUCACUGCAUAUCUUAGAUGUAUGCUCAGUCCACUUGAAGCAGCUUUUCAGCCUCGAUGAUGCAAUGAUCAGCAGGACAGUGUGAGAUGCUUUGACAAACUGCCACCAUAAGAAAAGUUGUAGCUUCCUGCUCUCAUUAGUCAGGAUAGUCAUUUUACCAGCUACAGAACUGGACGGCUUGAACAGGACUGCAUGAUAUCCAGGUAGAAAUUUGUUGUACCAAUCAUUCUCAAUAAGUGAAAUCAUUUCCAAGGUGUCAUCAGGGUUUGCUAGAUUUGGGUUUGAUUUCCUGCAGCAGGUCAGGAAAUGUUGUGUUCAUAAGAGAUGUGCCAGAAUGCAACUCUGCGGAGUAGGAGCAGGGAUGGAAAAGUACAGGACUUAAUGCCACACUGGGUUUAUUUCUUUUGCACAAUCAGAGCUGCCCUAAUCAUCUCAAUCUGGGCCAGGUUAAUUGGAGACUUUCAGCCAUGAGUCAGACUGGUGCAUUUUCUGCAUCUCUGCUAAUUAAGGGAAUUUUCACCUUUUAUAGUCCUUUUAGUAUUCAGAGGAGUUUGCCGGGGGCUAAUUAUAAUCAUUGAGUGAUGGCUUUAGAAUUUCAUGUCUGUGAUGAUAUUUUGUCACAUUAAAUUGGAGUCCCAUAACACUUUUUAGCUUUGAGUGAUAGACAAGAAGAUCAUCUCUAUGCUGGCUGUUAUUCACUAGGCCAGUUGAGCUGAUAGUAGGUUUCCACCAUGCUUUCUGCAAAUAGAUGCACUCAGAACCACAGCAAUCUUCUACUCUUUGGCUGAGGAGAUCAGAAAUCCAGCUGAUUCCUGGCAGAAUAUUGAGAAUCUCCAGACCAGGAGAUCUUAAUGCCAAGGUUCUCAGAUACCAGUUUAGCUGGUUUGUAAAAGCUGGAAGUAGCCAAAUUGGUGCAUAAAGCAGAAGAAACAUCACUGUCUACUCAUAUAAGCACAGUUUAGAUAGACUUGUACUACAGUGUGCAGAGAAUAUGUUUACUGAAUUCAAAGUCUGUGCAGACUCAUAGUCUGAUGGGGAAUAAGUAUUUCUGCACUGAGCAGAGCUGCAGUGAGGAGAUGGCAAGGUGGACUUGGCAGCA
Coturnix japonica (Japanese quail) is the source of this 14974-nucleotide messenger RNA. RefSeq names its product patched domain containing 4 (gene PTCHD4). The record is from RefSeq and is a predicted model, not a curated record. Lineage: Eukaryota; Metazoa; Chordata; Aves; Galliformes; Phasianidae. Gene Ontology annotation, cellular component: membrane.